AUGCCCCUCGCUACGGAGCACAAAGAAGCCCCCUCGAGCAAGCCGCGAUUGGUCCAUCGCGGAUUCUGGGGCCCCUCAAGGAGAAGAGAGGGAAGGCCCGCGGCUGCGCUAGUCAUCAGUUGUUGUCCGCACGCCGUCUCUGUCGUGUCUCGCCGUUAAAAUACGUCUUCGUUUCUCGUAACGUCAAUUUUUUUUGACGUUUUACGCGCCGCUAAUAAGCGAUAUAAACAAUCAAUCCCCAAUAACAAUUUUCGAUGCUACCUAGCGCAUGCCGCCUUAAACUGUUCCAAAAAUUUAAAUCUUUAUAGUGACUGAUAUAAGUGUUCAGCUUUCCUGGAUAUAGUGACAGAAAUAGUAAAGUAGUUACUCGGACGUGACACUUUCGGGGUGGAAAGCUCGAUGUUUGACCUCUGUAGUGAUGAUGUGCAGUGUAGUGUGGCGGUUGAUGUGUAGGAGCAUGACACAUGGAUAUUUUUUGUUGCUCUUCUUCUUACUGCUCAGUGUAUUGCAGUGCACACAUGGCUCUGGAAUCUUCGAACUUCAGGUCCUGGAAAUGGCCAACCCCAGGGGAGAGUUGUCGACAGGACAAUGCUGCGGUGGGGGUCAACGUUCGCCAAUUGCGAACCGGUGCUCUGCUCCGUGUCAGACUUUUUUCCGGUUGUGUCUGAAAGAGUACCAAAGCAACGUCACGAGCACAGGGUCGUGUUCCUUCGGGAAUACCUCGAGCCAAGUGCUGGGACGGGACACGUUUACUUUAGCCGAUCCAGAAAGAGGGAAACUGGUGCUGCCGUUUACAUUUAGAUGGACGAGGUCUUUUACUCUCAUCCUCCAGGCUGUGGACCACAACAACUUUUCCAUGCAAGCAAUGAACGACAUAAUCGAGGAAGCGACAUACUCCGGAAUCAUCGACCCCAGCCCGGAGUGGCACACGCUAAACCACAGGGGUCCAAAGGCUCACCUGACCUACAGAGUGCGCGUCAAAUGUGAUACUCAUUACUACAACUCAACCUGUACAAAAUUUUGCCGGCCCAGGGACGACAAGUUCGGCCAUUUUGUCUGUGAUGCUAACGGUGAUAAGCAGUGUAUAGAGGGAUGGAAAGGAAAUACUUGUGAUAUAGCUGUAUGUAAGACCAGAUGUCAUCCACAACAUGGAAAAUGUGAUAAUCCUGGGGAAUGCAACUGCCGUCCAGGAUGGAGAGGAGAAUUUUGUGACCAAUGCGAGCCCUACCCGGGAUGUAAACAUGGAUAUUGCAACGGAUCGUCUUGGCAAUGCAUUUGUGACACCAACUGGGGAGGUAUUCUAUGUGACCAAGAUUUAAACUAUUGUGGCACUCACGAACCAUGUCUAAAUGGUGGCACCUGUGAAAAUACCGCUCCAGAUAACUAUUUAUGCACCUGUCCAGAGGGGUUUUCAGGAGUUAACUGUGAGGUGGUUGAUAACCCUUGUGCCCCUGCGCCUUGUCUCCAUGGAGGAACUUGUAUGGAAACAGGAGGUUCUUUUAGUUGUGAAUGCAAUGCUGGGUGGACAGGGGCGAUUUGUGAAAUUGAUAUUGACGAAUGUGCAUCAGCCCCAUGCCAAAACGGUGGCACAUGCGUUGAUCUGGAGAACUCCUUCAGAUGCAAUUGUUCCUCCGCGUGGGAAGGUGAUUUAUGCCAAUUUGAUGCCGACGAGUGUCAAAACGAAAACCCCUGUAUAAACGCUGUGUCUUGCCAAAACUUGAUUGGAAAUUACGACUGUAAGUGCCGGGUAGGUUGGAUGGGUAAAAAUUGCGAUCAGAAUAUCAACGAUUGCGUGGGACAAUGUCAACAUGGAGCUACCUGUAUUGAUUUGGUUAAUGAUUAUCAUUGUGCAUGUAAACCUGGAUUUACAGGAAGGGACUGCCAUACCGACAUAGAUGAGUGCGCGUCGAAUCCUUGCAAAAACGGUGGAGAAUGUGUCGACCAAGUUAAUGGCUACAGGUGCAUAUGUCCAGUAGGGAUCACGGGACAUGAAUGUGAAAACGAUUAUGAUCACUGUAACCCAGACCCGUGCCAAAAUAGAGCUCCGUGCUUCAAGGCUCAAAACGAUUACUACUGCCAUUGUCCAGAGGGAUGGACUGGGAAAAACUGCAGUCAAGCAAAGGUUGUAUGUGAUAAUCCUCCAUGUGAAAGUGGCAUCCAUAAUUGUGUGGUGGUUUCUGUGGGCGGCAGCAGAUCUUCUCCACCCAGUUUAUGUGGGGAGCAUGGACACUGUGUCAAUCAAGCCGGAGUUGGACACAAAUGUCAAUGCCAACCAGGGUAUACUGGAAAGUACUGCCAUGAAAAUAUCAACGACUGCAAAAUCAACCCCUGUGAAAAUGGUGGCACUUGUGUGGACAAAGUCAAUUCUUUUCAAUGUAUCUGCAACGAAGGAUGGGAGGGUGCCUUAUGCAGCAUAAAUACAGAUGAUUGUUCACCAAAUCCCUGUCGAAAUAACGGCACAUGCAUAGACGACGUAGCAGAUUUCGAAUGUCGCUGUAGAAACGGAUGGAAAGGAAAAACGUGCAGCUUAAAAGACAGCCAUUGCGACCAUACUACUUGCAAAAAUGGUGGAACGUGUCAGGAUUUGGGUAGCAGUUUUGUGUGUAGAUGUCCGCCUGGAUGGGAGGGCACUACUUGUCAUAUCGUUAGACAGACCGCUUGUACUUCGAAUCCUUGUUUGAAUGGAGGCACCUGUAUAAACACCGGAGAUUUCUACCAAUGCAUCUGUAGGGAUGGCUUCGAAGGUUCGAACUGUCAAGAUGACGUGAACGACUGUAACUCGCAGCCCUGUUACAACGGAGGCAAAUGCAUUGAUGGCGUCAACUGGUUUUUAUGCGAGUGCGCCAACGGAUUUACGGGGCCCGACUGUAAAAUUAAUGUAAAUGAGUGUGCCUCGAACCCUUGCGGCUAUGGUGGUACUUGUAUCGAUGGAAUUGGAGAGUACCAAUGUAUUUGUCCACCUGGGAGAAGAGGAAGGAACUGUAACAUGGAUGAUAUAGCCUACCUUCCAGCCCCAGGUAGUUGCCUGUGGAACAGUCAUACCCUUGAAAACAACGUGACGUGGCAACACGAGUGCAAUACUUGCAUAUGUAACAGCGGCGUUGUCAAGUGUACGAAAAUGUGGUGCGGGCUGGGCAACUGCCGAAAUUCUAACCAAGCCAGCAGUAUGAUGUGCAACUUAAACCAAGUUUGCGUGCCUUCGCCUGCCGAAUCGUGCUUAUCGCCCCCUUGUUUACCUUAUGGUGAAUGUAGGGAAUUAGAAAGUGGCCGCAGAGUAAAACCACCACUGUUACCCAGUCCAACCAGUUGCUGGCCAAACCAAGCGGUACUGAGUAACACUUGCGCAAGACUCACAUUACUACUGGAUAAAAUAAAGCUUCCUCAGGGUACAUCAGUUGAAGAUCUUUGCAAUGACCUAAGGGCUUUGUUGGCUAAUCAACAAGCAAUUGAAGGUUUGCAAGAUAACUUGGUACUGCUAUGUGAUCUUAAGCCUGAUUACAAUGACACGGUUGAGGUUACCCUGUUUGGUAACAAAUGGGUCCCAGACGGAAUCCGCAUUUUGGGAGAAGCGAUCUCAAGGAAACAAACAGCCCUGUUAGCACUUACAUCCAUCGUAGAAGUAAAAGUGGAGACUGCUCUCGUAUCCGAAGAGCAACAAAGCAAUAAACUGUUGGUGGCUCUGGUCUGUUUUGUUAUUAUUGGACUAGCCACAGCAGUAGUGGCUGUUGUUUUGUAUUUGAGACAGAGAAGAAGAAAUAUCGGGUUGAGUGGUGUGAACUUGUCUCCAUCUUCGGAAACUUGCCAUAGGAACCAUGAGGAUGAAAAGUCUAAUAAUUUGCAAAAUGAAGAGAACCUUAGAAGAUAUGCUAACCCGCUAAAAGAAGACGUGGGUAGCAUGGCAAGCAUCAACUCAGCCAGCGCGUGUGGUCUAGACAUGCCCAGAGUUAGCGUGGUGCGCCCUCUUUCCUCUAUGCUACCAAGCGAAAGCUCCAGCGAAAUGCUCGAGAUGAUCUCCGAGGUUGAAUGCCCGGGAUCGCGUAAAACCAUGUUGGUUUUACCGGGCACCAGCGCCUCAGAAAACAGUCUGAAGCUGAACGAGAGCAUGACUCUGGACGGGUUGAGUCCCGCGCACCGAAGCAGUCAAAUUAUGCUCUACAAAGCUCAGAAUCCGGACGUGCGAAAGAAUACCGCGGCGUUCGACGACGCGACUGCGCACAAGGAUUUUAGUAAGAAUAUCAUUAAUGUGAAUAAGCAAAGGACUUUACAGCAACAGCAGAACACUAGUGCUAGUGCGGAUGUUCUUACUGUGCUCGUGUGAGGGCGUUGAGCCAGUUUUAGGUGAAUUAGCUUAUAUUUUUAGCGCAGAACGUAACUUGACGCACGCAUAAUGUUAGUUUGGUGGAUACAGGGUGUUAAUAUUAUUAAAACUUUUCUAAUUUAUAUUACCAAAUGAUGAAAAACAGAUUACUCCUACUAUAUAUUCUUACAGUUAAACUAAAUAAGAGCAACUUUAAUGCAAAUAAUAAAUUCUAUUUCCAUUUGAAUGCCUAAAUACACCCUGUACAUCAUAUUUAACUUAAUAACGAAUAUUAUAAUUUUAGACAACCAAUAUUUUGGUAAGACCUUUUUGAUAUAUACGGUACUGUAUUUUAUUUGUGCAAUUAUACGUCUAGUGAAAAGAUAUACAAUUUGUUUCUAAAACACAAAAAUUAAAUAGCGAUCUAUAUUUGUAAAUAAUUUUAAAUGACUUAAUAAAAAUGCUAUAUAAUAAAGCAUUUGUUAACAACCUAAAUGGAGUAAUGAUCUCUUUUUUUUAAUUCUUAUAAAGGACACUCAAAGUGACACUAAAUGUAAAAUCGAAGUUUAAAACAUAAAAAUAUAGUG
This is a messenger RNA of Anthonomus grandis grandis, 4884 nucleotides long. RefSeq names its product protein jagged-1b (gene Ser). The transcript has 18 exons. Gene Ontology annotation, cellular component: cell surface; signaling receptor complex; plasma membrane. The coding region runs from base 419 to 4318 and encodes 1299 amino acids. Gene Ontology annotation, molecular function: Notch binding; calcium ion binding. Lineage: Eukaryota; Metazoa; Arthropoda; Insecta; Coleoptera; Curculionidae. Gene Ontology annotation, biological process: cell communication; multicellular organism development; axon guidance. The record is from RefSeq and is a predicted model, not a curated record.